AUGUCUGCCUCCGACUCGAGCGCUACAGGACUCAUCUGUAACAAGGGUUCAGCCGAUUCCUACACUAGUCGACCCUCUGAUUCCGACCUGUCCCUGGAGGAGGACCAGGAGGCGUCUCGGCGUGAAGCCGAGCGCCAGGCUCAGCUGCAGCUGGAGAGAGCCAAGUCUAAACCAGUAGCAUUUGCAGUAAAAACCAAUGUGAGUUACUGCGGCGCCCUUGAUGAAGAUUGCCCAGUUCAAGGUGCCGCUAUUAACUUUGAAACCAAAGACUUUCUGCACAUAAAAGAGAAAUACAACAAUGACUGGUGGAUCGGUCGGCUGGUGAAGGAAGGCGCAGACAUCACUUUCAUCCCGAGCCCGGUAAAACUGGAGGCCAUGAGGAUAAAACAAGAGCAGAAAGCAGCAGCAAGGAAAGGAGGGAACGCUUCAUCCGGAGGCUGGAGGUCCACCCCUCCAUCUGCAGCCAAACAGAAGCAGAAACAGACUGAACAUGUGCCUCCAUAUGAUGUGGUUCCGUCUAUGCGACCGGUGGUGCUGGUGGGUCCUUCGCUGAAAGGCUAUGAGGUGACAGACAUGAUGCAGAAAGCCUUGUUUGACUUCCUAAAGCACAGAUUUGACGGCAGGAUCUCUAUUACACGGGUGACUGCUGAUCUGUCACUGGCAAAGCGCUCGGUGCUGAACAAGAAGGCCAUAAUGGAGAGAUCCAACACUCGCUCCAGUCUGGCCGAGGUCCAGAGUGAGAUCGAGAGGAUCUUCGAGCUGGCCAAGUCUCUUCAGCUGGUCGUCCUGGAUGCAGACACCAUCAACCACCCAGCACAGCUCCUCAAAACCUCCCUGGCUCCCAUCAUCGUCUACGUCAAAGUCUCCUCGCCUAAAGUUCUUCAGAGGCUCAUUAAAUCUCGAGGGAAGUCGCAAAGCAAACACCUCAACGUCCAGAUGAUGGCAGGAGACAAGCUGGCUCAGUGUCCUCCUGAGAUGUUUGACGUCAUCCUGGAUGAGAAUCAGCUGGAAGAUGCGUGCGACCACCUCGCCGAGUACCUGGAGAUUUACUGGCGUGCCACUCAUCUCCCCUGUUCUGCCCCAGUUAACCCCUUACUGGACCAAAGUGUGAUCACCCCACCUUCAGCUAACUCCAGCCAACAGUUUUCUGAGACUCAAGAGUUGAUAGAAUGAGCACUACAGCAGACACAGGAGCAGCCUGUGCUGUCGGCUGGCGUCAGACCAGGAAGUCAUAGAGCACAGGGACCAGGGCGCCACCAGGGGGCAGCAGCAGCCCUCAUCUCUCCAAAGCCAGCCACCACCUUCUCCACCUGGGGCAACAAAAAAAAGAAAAACAAAAGAGAGAGAGAGCAGAGUACCUCCAGAGAAAAAAAAAAAAAAUGCAGGAGGUUGGUGAGCUGGAAGAAGAGCAGAAACCAAAACAGGGAAGAAGUAGCCGGAAGAGGGAGAUCUGACCGGCGCUGCAAAAGACAGAGGAGCCUCCGCCUCACUGCUGCCCCCUCGGCGAGAGCUCCCUGCUCCCACCGUCACGCGACAACUCAGGGCCGCUUUGUACAGCUGCACACACACUGGUAACACAAACCAGAACAGCAGUGCAGUCACUGUUCACCACCUGCCACCCUGCCCCUCACUCCUCCUCCUCCCACCCUGACCCUUAAAACGGUUCCCUGCUUUCACACCGGAAGUCCCCCCCAGCUGAGCCCGUCCAUGAGUGUCCGAAGUUAGCCGUCCGACGCACACAUGGGCCGGUUCAGCUCUCACCGUAGAGAAAUUACACACCUGUGAAGUCAGAGUAUGUCAGCGUACAGUGCUGUAGCAAAUCAGAGCUGUCGGUAAAACAUAAAACACAAACAGGAACAUCUUCCCGAUGCAGGGUUCCCAGGGUUUAUGUCGGAUACACCUCACCUCCCUCUCCGGCCAAAGAGUACAGAGAGUGACAGAAAAUCAAUUCUGUAUGUCUUCCAUCUCCACGGCUCUCCGCGAGCUGUCAUUCCAAAUGUUUAACCAAAUGUUUUCUCAAAGGCACAACUGCUGCGAUCGCAGUCGUCACGGUGUCGCCAAGGAAAAUGAAAACGUUCCUCUUGCUUUCAUUUCCAGUUUAUCCAGUAGCCUUUUUCAGCAUACCUUUUUACAGUAACUAUCUAUACUACUCGCUACGAUUCAUAUCGCAACAGUAAUGCAAAACCCAUGUAUAACGAGCGCACACGCAGUCUAUAUGCAUCUUCGUCACAGCUGUGAAUGUACAAAUGCCUGUCCAUCGGCUUAGCAAGGAUUAUUUACAAUAACUGUGGUUUGUUUGCAGAUGCUUGGAGGCAAAUCCUAUAACUUAUUCAAUA
This is a messenger RNA of Stegastes partitus (bicolor damselfish), 2336 nucleotides long. It is a transcript of the gene cacnb3b, whose product is annotated as calcium channel, voltage-dependent, beta 3b. The transcript is spliced from 14 exons. Gene Ontology annotation, cellular component: voltage-gated calcium channel complex. The record is from RefSeq and is a predicted model, not a curated record. Lineage: Eukaryota; Metazoa; Chordata; Actinopteri; Pomacentridae. Gene Ontology annotation, molecular function: voltage-gated calcium channel activity; protein binding. Gene Ontology annotation, biological process: calcium ion transmembrane transport. Bases 1 to 1173 code for a protein of 390 amino acids.